Messenger RNA from Sus scrofa (pig), 1358 nucleotides. Lineage: Eukaryota; Metazoa; Chordata; Mammalia; Artiodactyla; Suidae. The record is from RefSeq and is a predicted model, not a curated record.
CAGCCCGGCAGGCGGGGAGGGCGCGGCGGCGGCGGCAGCGCGGAGACGGGCGCGGGCGGAGGACGCGGGCUGACUGUGCGCGCCGACCAUGGCCUCCAAGUGCCCCAAGUGCGACAAGACCGUGUACUUCGCUGAGAAGGUGAGCUCCCUGGGCAAGGACUGGCACAGAUUCUGCCUCAGGUGCGAACACUGCAGCAAGACGCUGACGCCCGGGGGCCAUGCCGAGCACGACGGGAAGCCCUUCUGCCACAAGCCCUGCUAUGCCACGCUGUUCGGACCCAAAGGGGUGAAUAUCGGUGGAGCCGGGUCCUACAUCUACGAGAAGCCCUCUGCAGAGAGACCUCAGGUCACUGGCCCCAUCGAGGUCCCCGUGGCCCGAGCUGAGGAGCGGAAGGCCGGCGGCCCCCCUAAGGGGCCCAGCAAAGGUGGGCUGGGCUCCUGUCUGGGGGAGGGCGGCACAGAGGCUCUGUUGGGGCCUGACACGUCCUCCCUCCCAGCCUCCAGCGUCACCACGUUCACCGGGGAGCCCAACAUGUGUCCUCGCUGCAACAAGAGGGUCUAUUUCGCCGAGAAAGUGACGUCUCUGGGCAAGGACUGGCACCGGCCGUGCCUGCGCUGCGAGCGCUGCGGGAAGACUCUCACCCCGGGCGGGCACGCGGAGCACGACGGCCAGCCCUACUGCCACAAGCCCUGCUACGGAAUACUCUUCGGACCCAAGGGAGUGAACACCGGAGCCGUGGGCAGCUACAUCUAUGACAAGGACCCCGAGGGCAAAGUUCAGCCCUAGGCCCCCAGCCCCCUCUGCGGGCCUCGGGCCCAUCCGCGCAGGCCCCUGGCCCAGGGCCCACCGCUUGGCUCUGUGGGGGAGCGGCCCCCGCCCAGUCCCAGCUCAGCACCCAUCCGUUGGCGGCGGCGGCGCCCGGGUGUGGAGAGGAGGAAGCCCGCUGCACCAACUCCAGGGCCUGCCCACCCACCCCUUUUCUCUGGGUGUGUCUGCCCUUGUGUCCCCAGCCGACCCUUACCCUCUUUUGUGUCCUCCCGGCCCCCCGUGUGCCCAUGUCUGCGUCUCCUGGCCCCACAUGCCCCCGUGUGUCCCUUGGUCCUGGGUGGGCCUUCCUGAGCGGGCCGCCCCACUCGCCCCUCCUGCUGCCCCGUUCCUGCCCCACAGUGUUAUUUAUGCCUCCCUGGCCGGUGACAGGCACGGUCUCGCCCCUCACAGUGUUCCCAAGUGGAGGGCGGCCUGCCUGGAGCCCUCUGCCCGUCUCCCACGCUGCCACGCCAGCACCCGCCCCUCACCCUCACAUGGUUCACACUCAGCUGCGGGACUUCUGCUGCCAAUAAAGGGUUUGAGGAUCGCA